AUGCGCGCCGUACGGAAAUCCACCCAUCUUUCGCGCCAGCUCCUGGCUGCCAAUGCCGUCCGUCACAGCUCUACUACCGCUUCGUCGAUCAAGCCGCUCACCUCGGUGCUCAUAGCGAACCGUGGAGAAAUUGCGAUACGGGUCGGGCGGACCGCAUCCGAAUAUGGCAUUCGAACCACGACCCUCUAUACCGACCCAGAUGCACGAUCACAGCAUGCACUGAGCUCUCCAUACGCUGUGAACCUCGGAGAUCCGUCUGCAUACCUUGACGGAGACCGAAUCAUACAAAUUGCUAAGGAACAGGGUUGCCAGGGCAUACAUCCAGGCUAUGGCUUUCGAGAACCCAGCCUUUGCGCGCAAAUGUACAGAAGCAGGCUUGACCUUCAUUGGUCCGCCAUGGAAGGCUAUAGAAGCUAUGGGAAGCAAGAGUCGAAGGACAUCAUGGCAGCCGCUGGAGUCCCAUGUAUACCAGGAUACCACGGCUCCAACCAAGACCCGGGACACUUGAAGAACGAGGCAGCGAAGAUAGGGUAUCCUGUCCUCCUCAAGGCCGUAAAAGGCGGAGGCGGAAAAGGAAUGAGGAUAGUAAACACACCAGAAGAGUUCAUGGAUCAACUCGCAUCUGCCAAGUCAGAAGCCCGGAACUCCUUCAGCGAUGAGGUAAUGCUCGUCGAGAAAUAUAUCACAACACCACGACAUAUCGAGGUUCAAGUGUUUGCAGACAAGUAUGGCAAUUGCGUCGCUCUGGGGGAGCGUGACUGCAGCAUUCAGCGCAGGCAUCAAAAGAUCCUAGAAGAGUCACCCGCGCCGCACCUGAAAGAGGAGAUAAGACAGGAUAUUUGGGAGAAGGCGAGGGCUGCUGCGCUGGCAGUAGGAUAUGAGGGAGCUGGCACAGUCGAAUUCAUCUUCGACAAUGACACCGACGAGUUCUUCUUCAUGGAGAUGAACACGCGACUACAGGUUGAGCACCCAGUCACCGAGAUGGUCACAGGCGAAGAUCUAGUACGAUGGCAGCUCAUCGUUGCAGAAGGCGGCCGCCUGCCCCUCACUCAGCAAGAGAUCGAGCAAAGGAUCAAGCAGCGAGGGGCGGCAAUCGAAGCGCGAAUAUACGCAGAGAACCCCGACAUGAACUUCAUCCCCGAUUCUGGUCUACUCCUCCACAUGCGCACACCUAAAUCCACGCCAACCGUGCGGAUAGAUUCUGGAUUUGUCGCUGGUGACGAAGUCUCUUCUCAUUACGAUCCCAUGAUCGCUAAACUCAUCGUUCAAGGUCCGACUAGAGAGGCAGCGAUACAGAAGCUCCGUGCGGCACUGGAAGAAUACGAAGUGGCAGGACCAAUCACGAACAUCGAGUUCCUGAAGAGGAUAUGUGUCAGUCCGGACUUCGUUGCUGGCGACGUCGAAACCGGGUAUAUCCAGAAGCACCAUGCUGAGCUCUUCACUCCUGAGCCUCUUGCCCCAGAAAUAUAUGCGCAAGCAGCGCUCGGUCUCGCCUUACAGCAAAUCUCAACAUUCCACACAGAUCCGUUCUCCGGCCCUCCGGUCACAGCAGUAGGAUUCGGCGUAGGCUUCCAACAGCGGGAGGUUAACCUAGUCGAGAUUCCCGCUGACGGUAAGGCCGAGCACAAACCCACGACCAUCCACAUCCGACAAACGGCUCUCACCAAGUUUAAUAUCACUGUCGGCAAUAAAGUGUACAACAACGUAAUAAGCACCUUUGCCUCUUCCUCCAACACCUUAACAACCUUCUACCCGCACUCACGCCUCUCCUCCACAUUCAUCCGGGACGAGGACCGCCUCACGCUCUUCCAGCAAGGCAAGCAGUACCGCCUCCAACUCGCUAUGCCUAAGUGGGCCGAGAAAGCGCUGGGCGUCAAAGACGUGACGAACAGUGUGCUGGCGCCUAUGCCUUGCAAGGUGCUAAGGGUAGAGGUGGAGGAGGGUGAUGAAGUGAAGAAGGAUCAGCCGCUUGUGGUGAUUGAGAGUAUGAAGAUGGAGACAGUGAUUCGGAGUCCGCAUGACGGCGUUAUCGCGAAGGUGGUGCAUGGGAAGGGGGAUUUAUGCAAAGCCGGUACGGCGUUGGUGGAGUUCGCUGAAGCAGAGUCCUCGUCGUAG
Messenger RNA from Trematosphaeria pertusa, 2115 nucleotides. RefSeq lists its product as uncharacterized. The record is from RefSeq and is a predicted model, not a curated record. The transcript is spliced from 5 exons. Bases 1 to 2115 code for a protein of 704 amino acids. Lineage: Eukaryota; Fungi; Ascomycota; Dothideomycetes; Pleosporales; Trematosphaeriaceae. Gene Ontology annotation, cellular component: mitochondrion. Gene Ontology annotation, molecular function: ATP binding; metal ion binding; methylcrotonoyl-CoA carboxylase activity.